Messenger RNA from Nelumbo nucifera (sacred lotus), 4240 nucleotides. Its product is annotated as pesticidal crystal cry8Ba protein. The record is from RefSeq and is a predicted model, not a curated record. Lineage: Eukaryota; Viridiplantae; Streptophyta; Magnoliopsida; Proteales; Nelumbonaceae.
AGUAUAGUUGUAGUAUUCUCCAAUCGAUCUGCUUCUUUCUUUUAGCCAUUUCUGUAGCAGUUGUUCUUUGAUCAAGGGAAACCCCUUUUUUUCAUAAUUUUCAGUAGAUUGCUGAGUUGUGUUUUUGGGUUUUCUGAUGUAGGUGAAGACGAAGAGCGGGUAACAAUGUUCACAGACGGCCUGGAUAACAAUGCCCUUAGAUGGGUCAGAGAGGGGACUGGUGGUAAGCAAAGGGAAGUGCCUUUGUCAAUUUCAAAUCAGAGGCCUCGGAUCGACCCAGUGACCAACGUCAGGAACAACGGCCGAGGCUUUGGAUUGCCUCCUCCUGCUAAGUUCAGAAGUGGGCAUUUGCCGUCGGGGGUAAUUCCGGUGUCUCGAGCUAUCCCUGGUGAUGUGGAUGAUAGUGGAUUUGGGUCUGACAUGGACGAGACGACUGAUUCUGAGGAAGAGGUAUACCGGGGGCGGUACUCACUAGAUUCAUCUCCACAGGACGACCGGCGCAUGCCUAAUGGUGUUGCUCACAACAGAUACACCACUCCGGUUCAAAGGCAACCUCGUUACGCCAGUGAAAAUGGUUACUCUGAUUUUAGUUCAUCAAGGGAAGCUGUUCAGCAUAGACAGGGCCAUACAGUGGAGAGACCUGGAGGGGUAGGUGGUAGAUAUUCGGCCGCGCAGCAUGAAUAUACGGAGGAUGAGUCUUCGGAUUCUGCUGCAAGCUCUGAAUUUGCAUCGACACGGCUUGGGAGCAACACUGGCUCCUUGUACCGAGGAGGGACUUGCACUUCAGAAAGCUAUUCUUCCAGUGUUCCUUCACGGGCCAAUGUGGAGAUUACUACUGAAAAGGAAUACCAUGUCAGAGGUGUCAGAGGUAUGCAAAGUAAGAAGCUCUCUGAUGAUGAUGUCCCUAGUGCACCUCCAUUUCGUGGCCCUGUUGUGGAAAUUAGCCAAGAUGCUGAAAAAAUUCAAGCUCGUAGUACACAGGGUACACCAUGCACCACAGAAAGAAAUGAGUCAAACACCUUAAAAAGCAAUAUUUCUGGGGUCUCUGCCCAAGGAAAUACUGGGAAUAGGAUUCCAGAGCAGUCUACGAGUGCUACUGUUGGUGUGGAAGCUACCAUCUCUACUGCUGCAGUACCAGCUCGCCUUCCUACAUUUCAUGCUAGUGGACAAGGGCCCUGGUAUUCUGUGAUCUCUUAUGAUGCAUGUGUUCGGCUUUGUCUUCAUGCAUGGGCCAGGGGCUGCAUGGAAGCUCCUAUGUUUUUGGAAAAUGAAUGUGCACUGCUGCGAAAUGCAUUUGGUUUACAGCAAAUUCUUUUACAAUCAGAGGAGGAAUUGUUGACAAGACGAUCUUCAGACCUUGUCAGUGAGGGAGCUGCACCAAAACCUAAGAAAACGAUUGGCAAAAUGAAGGUGCAAGUUCGUAAGGUGAAAAUGGCUCUGGAUCCACCCACAGGCUGCAGUUUUUCAUCUUUAAGGGCACCAGUGAAAAUGGAAUCUCUUCGACAUCGUGUUUCCAAUUUACAGUCAACUCUCUCUUCUGGAUGGGAAGCACUUCGGAAAAUUCGUGUGGUGCCUCGUGUACCUGCCAAUGGCUCUUUUUCACGUCAUAGCUUGGCUUAUGUCCAUGCUGGCGCUCAAUAUAUAAAGCAGGUGUCUGGACUGCUAAAAGUUGGUGUGACUACACUACGUAACAGUUCAGCAUCUUAUGAAGUAGUGCAAGAAACAUACUCAUGUUUGUUGAGGUUGAAAAGUUCAACUGAAGAGGAUGCUGUUCGGAUGCAACCUGGAUCUGGUGAAACACAUGUAUUCUUUCCAGAUAGUAUGGGAGAUGAUCUAAUUAUGGAGGUCCAGGAUUCCAAGGGAAAGUAUUAUGGUCGAGUCCUUGCUCAGGUGGCUACUAUUGCUGAUGACCCGGGAGACAAGCUUCGCUGGUGGCCUAUUUAUUGUGAACCAGAGCAUGAACUUGUCGGUAGAGUACAGCUCUAUGUAAAUUAUUCAACUAGUCCAGAUGAAAAUGGUUUGAAGUGUGGCUCUGUUGCAGAAACUGUGGCAUAUGACUUGGUUUUAGAAGUUGCAAUGAAGGUUCAAAAUUUUCAGCAGAGGAAUUUAUUAUUGUAUGGCCCAUGGAAGUGGUUACUGACUGAAUUUGCAUCAUACUAUGGUGUUUCAGAUGCAUACACCAAGCUAAGAUAUCUAUCCUAUGUUAUGGAUGUUGCUACACCGACAGCAGACUGUCUCUGUUUGGUGCACGAUUUGCUAUUACCUGUAAUAAUGAAGGGCCACAGUAAGGGCACAUUGAGCCAUCAAGAGAACCGCAUCUUGGGAGAAGUUGAAGAGCAACUUGAGCAGAUUCUUGCUCUUGUUUUUGAAAACUAUAAAUCCUUGGACGAGUCAUCACCAUCAGGCAUGAUGGAUGUUUUCAGGCCUGCAACUGGUUCUGCAUCCCCGGCUUUGGCUCCUGCUGUAAAGCUAUAUACUCUUCUUCAUGAUGUAUUAUCUCCAGAGGCACAGUUGAAACUAUGCAGCUAUUUCCAGACUGCUGCAAGAAAGAGAUCAAGGAGGCACUUGGCAGAGACAGAUGAAUUUGUUACCAACAAUAAUGAAGGAACCUUGAUGGAUGCUGUAACUCUUUCUACAGCUUACCAGAAGAUGAAAUUUCUUUGCUUGAAUAUUAGAAAUGAAGUUUUCACUGAUAUAGAAAUCCAUAAUCAGCAUGUUCUUCCCAGUUUUAUAGACCUCCCAAAUAUUUCUUCAUCCAUCUAUAGUGUGGAGCUUUGCAGUAGAUUACGUGCAUUCCUUGUUGCAUGUCCUCCUACUGGUCCAUCACCUCCUGUUGCAGAUCUUGUGAUUGCAACAGCAGAUUUCCAAAGGGAUCUUGCUAGUUGGAACAUUAAUCCUGUCAAAGGAGGAGUUGAUGCAAAGGAGUUAUUCCACUUGUAUAUCAUCCUCUGGAUUCAAGAUAAACGCCUUUCAUUGCUCGAGUCCUGUAAAUUGGAUAAGGUAAAAUGGUCUGGAGUUAGGACACAGCAUUCUACAACUCCAUUUGUUGAUGAUAUGUAUGACCGGCUAAAAGAGACUAUGAAUGAGUAUGAGGUCAUCAUUUGCCGCUGGCCCGAGUACACGUUUGUUUUGGAGAAUGCUAUUGCUGAUGUUGAAAAGGCAGUUGUGGAGGCUUUGGAGAAGCAGUAUGCUGAUGUUCUAUCACCAUUGAAGGACAAUCUGGCCCCAAAGAAAUUUGGCCUGAAAUAUGUCCAGAAGCUUGCUAAACGUUCUGCAAGCAUGUACACUGUCCCUGAUGAGUUGGGAAUUCUUUUGAACUCCAUGAAGAGAAUGCUCGAUGUACUUCGGCCCAGGAUAGAGACCCAGUUGAAGUCAUGGGGUUCUUGUAUCCCUGAUGGUGGAAGCGCAGUUCCUGGAGAGCGUCUGAGUGAAAUUACAGUGAUGUUGAGAGCCAAGUUCAGAAAUUACCUGCAAGCAGUUGUGGAGAAACUUGCAGAGAAUACAAGAGUGCAGAGCACAACAAAACUGAAAAAGAUCAUCCAAGAUUCAAAGGAGACAGUUGUAGAAUCAGAUGUUCGAAGUAGAAUGCAACCCUUGAAAGAGCAACUAACAAAUACAAUAGAUCACCUCCAUACCAUCUUUGAGACUCAUGUGUUCAUAGCAAUCUGCCGGGGCUUUUGGGAUAGAAUGGGACAGGAUGUUCUUAGUUUUCUGGAGAAUAGGAAAGAGAACAGGUCCUGGUAUAAGGGUUCACGUGUUGCAGUUGCUAUCCUGGAUGAUACUUUUGCAUCACAGGUGCAGCAAUUGCUUGGGAAUGCACUACAAGAAAAAGACCUGGAACCACCAAGAUCAAUCAUUGAAGUGCGCUCAAUGCUGUGCAAGGAUGCUCCAAACCACAAGGACAACAGUUACUACUAUUAGAUCACAAGAUAUGUAUAUAUGUUCCAAAGAAUAUCAGUUUUCAAAAGAGAUCAUUAAGAAAAUGAGUUCUUCCAAUUUUUUGUACAGGGAGAGAACAGCUUGGGUUAAAUUGAUUAAGGGUUACCCUCCUAAAUGGUCCUUGAUGCAGGCGCCCAUCCUUGGCAGCAACAGUCCUGUUUCUCUUUUUGCCCCCUUGAUAUUUUAUCCUCAACACAAAAUAUUGUAGAGCACUGAAACUGAUCCUGCCAUUUGUGUUCUCUAUAAUCAAAUGUCAUUUAUACAUUCUCUAUAAUGAAAUCAAUAGUUUUUUUCUAGUCAA